GCCGGGGAGGAAGGAAGGGAAGGGGAGCGGGCUGCGCUGUUGCCCUUUUAAGCGAGCGAGCGGGCGCCGGAGGCCGGUACAAAGGGAGCUCCGCCGUGCCCCGCCGGCUGGGGCUGCCCCGGCCCCGCCAUCUUCCGCCCCGCAGGCGCGGCCGGGGCCAGGGUCGGGCCGGCUGAGUCGGAGGGAGGCGGCGGCAGCGCAGGCCCGGGCCCGGAGAUGAGGCCAGGAUGUCGGUGUCAGGGCUCAAGGCCGAGCUGAAGUUCCUCGAGUCCAUCUUCGACAAGGACCACGAGCGCUUCCGCAUCGUCUCCUGGAAGCUGGACGAGCUGCACUGCCAGUUUGUGCUCCUGCCGCCGCCGCCGGGCUCCAGCCCGCAGCCGCCGCCGCCGCUCACCAUCCACUGCAACAUCACGGAAUCUUACCCCUCUUCAUCACCAAUAUGGUUUGUAGAAUCAGAUGACCCAAACCUGACUUCAGUCUUAGAGCGUUUAGAAGAUAUUAAGAAGAGCAAUACUCUGCUUCUUCAGCAGCUGAAGCGAUUAAUAUGUGACCUCUGCAGAUUAUAUAAUCUUCCUCAGCAUCCAGAUGUUGAAAUGUUAGAUCAGCCAUUGCCAGCUGGACAGAAUGGAACAACAGAAGAAGUUACAUCAGAGGAGGAGGAAGAAGAUGAUAUGGGUGAAGACAUUGAAGAUCUGGAUCACUAUGAUAUGAAGGAGGAGGAACCAGUUGAUGGGAAGAAAUCUGAGGAUGAAGGCAUUGAAAAAGAGAACCUUGCAAUCUUAGAAAAAAUCAGAAAAAAUCAAAGGCAAGAUCACUUAAAUGGUGCAGUCUCUGGGUCAGUUCAGGCUUCAGAUCGACUUAUGAAAGAACUCAGGGAUAUAUAUAGAUCACAGAGUUAUAAAACAGGGAUAUAUUCAGUGGAACUGGUAAAUGACAGCUUGUAUGAAUGGCAUGUUAAGCUUCUCAAGGUUGAUCCUGAUAGCCCACUGCAUAGUGAUCUUCAGGUCUUAAAAGAAAAAGAAGGUGUAGAAUACAUUUUACUCAACUUCUCUUUUAAGGAUAACUUCCCUUUUGAUCCUCCCUUUGUGCGAGUGGUGUCUCCUGUGCUCACGGGAGGGUAUGUCCUAGGUGGAGGUGCAUUAUGCAUGGAACUUCUUACUAAACAGGGCUGGAGCAGUGCCUACUCAAUAGAAUCAGUCAUCAUGCAGAUCAAUGCCACUUUAGUCAAAGGAAAAGCCAGAGUACAGUUUGGAGCCAAUAAGAAUCAAUAUAAUCUAGCAAGAGCACAGCAGUCCUAUAAGUCACUAGUACAAAUACAUGAGAAAAAUGGCUGGUACACUCCUCCAAAAGAAGAUGGCUAACGCUGAGGACUGUUGUAUACCUGGACCAAUGUCAACAAAACAAGCUCUUUUUUAUGUUUUCCAACACACAGACUCAAGCUAUGAGUGCCCCUAUAACAGCUGUACUGAGGACUUUAGCUAUUAGAUAAGUUAGUGGAUAAUCUGUCAACUGACACGUACAGUAUAAGUUACAGCCUUACCAUUCCGCUCUUCUUAGGCAUCUGGACUGAGCAGUUUGGGCCUUUACCAUAUUUGUUCUUAUGGAUUAAGCAGAUUUGGGCCACGCCCUCCCUUCUCCCUUUUUUUAUUUGAAAGCAUAAACUCUCCCUGCAGCAGGCUAUCAACUUACUAAAGAUCAUACAAUAGGAGUGAGUUGUUCACACACUUCUGUGUAUUUCUUACUUUUUGCAAAAUGCAGACUGCAGAGACUUGCAUUGUAUUGUUUCAUUUAAAGCCAAGAAGUUUAAUACAUUGUUUAAUACUGUUUUAGGAAAUGUCAGGUCUUGCAAAUCACAGUAGUUUUUCUGGUCUAAAAUGACAGCGUUUGUAGUAUUUUCCAAAUUAAUGAUAUAGGAAAAACACAUGUAUGUUAAGUCAUUAAACAUUUUUCAUGGCUGUAUGAGAAUAUGAACUGUUUAUUGGAAAAGAUGCUCUUUGUUUAGAUUAUUUUAAUUUUUUUUGUUUGUUUUUUUUUCUUUUUUAUUUUGUUCUGGUUUUUUGUUUUUAUGCAGAGCAAGGCUGUGCCAAUAAAACCUUGUAACUAGUCA
Melospiza georgiana is the source of this 2107-nucleotide messenger RNA. It is a transcript of the gene UBE2Q2, whose product is annotated as ubiquitin conjugating enzyme E2 Q2. The record is from RefSeq and is a predicted model, not a curated record. Gene Ontology annotation, molecular function: protein binding. The transcript has 13 exons. Bases 228 to 1361 code for a protein of 377 amino acids. Lineage: Eukaryota; Metazoa; Chordata; Aves; Passeriformes; Passerellidae.